AUGGCAAUGGAAGUAAUUUACAUCGGGACGACGACGCUCACGAAGCUCUCUAUCCUCAUGUUCUACCGACGCAUCACAUCCUCCGUCCUCAGUCGCCCACUACUUAUAUGCAUCUGGGCCAGCAUCGUCUUCGUCGCACUCUACGGACCGGCAACUAUACUCGCAUUGAUCUUCACCUGCGACCCCGUCGAAGCCUACUGGUACCGCUUCACCACGUCCUGGCUGCGCACACACGAGUACAAAUGCGUCGAUGAAGUCAUCUACCUCGUCGCCGUCAUCUCCAUCAGCACCGCCCAAGACUUCCUCGCAUGCAUGUUGCCCAUGUUCGUCGUGUACAAGCUGCGUCUCCCACUUCGGCAGAAAAUUGGACUAGCCUGUGUAUUCCUCCUGGGUCUUGCUGUCUGCGCAACCGGCGCCCUCCGAAUCCACUACGCCCACCGCCUCCUCUACUACACCAGACUCAACCCCUCGCCCACCUACGACAUCACCUGGGAAGCCCUGGGCUCCUGGGUCGCGACCGCCGUCGAAACAAACGUUUCCAUCAUAUGUGCAUCCGCGCCUGCGCUGAACGCGUAUUUCAAGGGCUGGUUCGGCCUCACCGGAUAUCAAGAGCGGAGCUUCGGAUGGUACGGCAAGACAGCGCGGACUUGGAGCGGGCCCUGCGAGGGGUCGGACAAGACGCUGGCAGACGGCGAGAAGGUCGAGAUGCCGUGUCGGAGUUAUGGCUCGGCGUCGGUGUCGGGGUGCAGUGAGAUGCUGCAGAGGAAUGAUAGCAUUGUGCCGAUUCUGAAGGCACGGUGAGAGCAGGGGGAGCUACGAUGAGAAAAUGAGAGACUCAGGAGAGGAGGGAUCGAUGGAUUGGCGUUCGUGAGGAACACCCCGAAUCGCACACUUCAACGACGCAUGAGAGCGGCGGAAUCAUCCUACCUCAUACCCACUCAUGCUGCGGCUUCUGCCCCCGAGGUCGACAUGCGCAACGUCCUGCGUAGAACUCCUACACACAGGGACAAUAACACACAACAAUGCGAGCAUGGGUCACCCGACCGUAAUGGCAUCACAUAGUACCACGACGUUGACGAAAUCACGACCACACAACUACAUAAUAACAACAUGAAACACAGAGGAAGGGGAUGUUGCACGAAACACGACGCUUUCUUAUCGAAUAGGGACUUGGAAGGCAUACUCACGAUAAUAUACUGGGAUGAUACUGGUUGUGUUCAUGGCGCGGGCUUGCGGGGACUGCUUACUCUUGGCGGGGUAUAUGGGUAUGCAAGGGAACGGGUCAUGGUGUUAUACCUCGUGGAAUAGGGUAUCUUGAAGAAAAUACAGUGUUAAAAUCGUAA
Parastagonospora nodorum SN15 is the source of this 1343-nucleotide messenger RNA. RefSeq lists its product as hypothetical. The transcript is spliced from 3 exons. The coding region runs from base 1 to 801 and encodes 266 amino acids. The record is from RefSeq and is a predicted model, not a curated record. NCBI's taxonomy places the organism in Eukaryota, Fungi, Ascomycota, Dothideomycetes, Pleosporales, Phaeosphaeriaceae.